Molecule: messenger RNA, 459 nt
Organism: Ilyonectria robusta
Lineage: Eukaryota; Fungi; Ascomycota; Sordariomycetes; Hypocreales; Nectriaceae
Exons: 2
Coding region: 1-459 (152 amino acids)
Source: RefSeq, a predicted model, not a curated record
AUGUCUUCUUUGACUUCUCCCGAGUCAAGCUCUAUCCCUUUAGUCGUCAUCGGCUGGGGACGGGAGAACGGUAUCAUCUUUAUGCCCAAAAUCUUCUCCGAGCAUCAGCCUACCUAUGUCAUGACUGCUAUGAUCGAUUUCGUUGAAACGCGAGAACCUUACCGUUACUCGCCGCAAACCCUGGGGGCGGUCCUGCAUAAUCUGCAUCCUCGUCCAAGGGCACUUGUCAUUGGCAUCGCUGUCCCUCCGUCUCUAGUCGACGAAAUGACCGUUGUAUGGAAUGAGUAUGUCGAUACCGUUCUGAAAGAGGAGUUUAAGGAGAACGAGGAGUGGAAGAAGAACGUGUGCUCUCCUCUACCGCUUACCCAUUACGUUGACCCUAGUGUCGGAAAGCCACCAAUGGAUAUUGGUUGGGAGCUGGAAAUGUUUAAGCAUCUGGAUGCCGUAUUCAAAUCCUAG